Messenger RNA from Lymnaea stagnalis (great pond snail), 633 nucleotides. Lineage: Eukaryota; Metazoa; Mollusca; Gastropoda; Lymnaeidae. The record is from the annotation of a GenBank genome assembly.
GAUGCCGCUGACCUUCUCAGCUUCAUGGACGUGGCUGCAAACACGAUCAAGAUGGCGCUGGAAAAGUCAUCAGGCUCAAAACGAAAGCAGAGCCAUCGGAAGUAUCUGCAGAGGCGGGUGAAGAAUUCCGGAGAUUCCCAACAAACAAUCGGGCACACAAAUGUCACUUCGACAAAACGAAUCACAAAGUUAUCACAGAGUCAGUCUCUAGACUCCCUUUUUGACAUAACGAACUUCAAGAAACAAGAGUUUAUUCAAAACGACAAAACGCAAGACGAAAGUUUAGAUUUUUCAGUUUCCCCGCAGCCUAAGUUCACCCUUAAAUCCCGAAAACUGCCACCGUCCUUUUUCGUGGAGCCAGCCGUUUGGCAGAAUCGUAAAGGUGGCCUAGACUCGAAGUCUUCAAUCGACGAUGACACCAGCGUAGAUAUGAAAGCGUCCAGGGGAAAAAACGACAUGCAAAUGUCGUUUCUCCAAAUAGCUACUUCUCCAUUGUCGACAAACUCAUCGCUCUGCGACGGAAACCCCUUUUCGCUUCUUUCGCCUCCGAGAUCGCCUUCUCUACCCACAGACACACUCGAGUCUAUACUCGGACAAGCUGAUCUGCAAGAUAUUCUGAACGUGGGCAACUGG